Molecule: messenger RNA, 606 nt
Organism: Hipposideros armiger (great roundleaf bat)
Lineage: Eukaryota; Metazoa; Chordata; Mammalia; Chiroptera; Hipposideridae
Gene: CIMIP2C
Product: ciliary microtubule inner protein 2C
Exons: 4
Coding region: 1-606 (201 amino acids)
Source: RefSeq, a predicted model, not a curated record
AUGGCCUCUCGCAGCGCGGGCACCCUACUGACCGAAUUCAAUGCCGCCUACGUGCCCCCCGCCCUCAUGCCCGGGUACCAAGGCCAUGUUCCCGGUGUGGCCUUUGCCUUUGGCUCCCCAUAUGGCAGCGCUACCCUCAAGUACUUCCAGGACCACCGCAACGCAGCGCUGGAGAAGAGCCACACUCCCUUCAGCAAGGGCGGCCACUUCCCGACCAUCUUCUCCCCAAACCCCGACCUCGUGCUUAGUAACCGCUCCCAAACCUGGGACUGCUGGCUGCACACCCCCAUCUAUACCCGCUUCAACCUGGGCAAUGACCGCUCCGCUGAACUCACCCGCUUCUACCAGAUGGCACAGCAUCAUCGCAAGUACUAUCAAGACAAGACCGGCCUGGUGCACCGGGUCCCCUAUUUCGUGCUGCCUGUGAAGGAGUGGGAACGGUACCCCAUCCCCACCGACCUGCCUCCCCUGACCCCGAAGAGUAAGUGGCACCUUUUAAGACUAUGCCCUGAGAACAUGAAGACCUACCAGACGUUCCCAUCGGGAAAGAGGGUCUCCCCACAGGAGCGGCAGAAGAGAGAUUCCUACUUUGAAUUCAGAGCAUGA